Moneuplotes crassus is the source of this 1811-nucleotide messenger RNA. The record is from the annotation of a GenBank genome assembly. Lineage: Eukaryota; Ciliophora; Spirotrichea; Euplotida; Euplotidae.
AUGUCAGAAACCUUACCUCAUAAAGCUUGUGACUUGGCUUUUUCUAGCUAUAGAAACUUCCAAAAGAAUUCAGUAAAAAAUUAUACAAGCAAAGAUGGAUGACCUUACUUGGGCAUCCAGAAUUCUUCGAGGCACCAAAGAUGUUACUCUAAGAAGUCAGUUCAAAGUAAUUACUUGCCUCCUAAAUUCCCAAAUUGUGAGGACCAGGUUAGCUGAGAUGAAUUGAGUGAUACUUCAGUCCCAACAGAUGUCCAGGAUAAGAAUAAUGUUCCCUCUACGCCACGAAUGAAUACUCCUAGCAGCUCCCUGACAGCCUGUAAGACUCCGAGUCUCUCCAAAAGCAUAUAAAAUCUGAAAAAUGAAAAAGAAGGCAAUACUCUUCCCGAAAAUCAGCUGUCGUACCGAAAUGACUGGUAUUUGACUCUUACGAGAACUUCGAAGAUAACAUAGGCAACGAUAUUGUUGCAGAUGAGUCAGAUCCAACCUUUGGUUGGAUCUCGGUCAGUGGGCAAAAUAUCACUAAUGUUCCUCACGAAGAGCAGAGCUAUGAUACUUUCUGGAAAACAAAGAAUAAGAUGUAUAUUCCUGACCAUAUAUCUGUCAAACAGUCAGAUAUAUCCUCUAGGAAUGAUAAGUUAAUGUUCCAACGAAGGGCUACUUCUAAGCUCAGAGAUGCCCUUGUUGCCUCAAGUAUAAGACUCAAGCAUUUUUAUUCGAGUCAGAAUGGCCUACUCAGAUAACCAACAAAACAACAAAAAUCUCUUCUCAACCCAAGUUUGGUUCUCAAUACACAAAUAGGAUAUUUCUUCCUUUAACUAUUCCUUCAUAAUUUCCUCAAAACUGGCACAAUUUUGCUUAAUUUUGCACUCAUAAAUUUAGGCUAAAAUACCUAUUAAACCCAAAAAAAUUAUUUUCUAAAACCAACAUCAUUAAAAAUUACAGAUCUUAGAGGAGCUAAUCUUUGCAGCAUAUAGAGAAUACGCCAGCGGAGCUAAGACGUGUAGAGCUAAGAAUAGGCCCGCAAAGACACUGGUGGCUGCAGAUUUGCCAACUGGCCUCAAGAAAUUUAAGACCUACAAGUGUGCUAAAUCUUCCAAACAAAGCAUUAGAACUACGACUGCAACGAGAGAGGUACCUCUCUCCCUGCAGUUUGAGUCUGAUGUAUUCUUGCAAGAAUAUAGCUCUCUGAUGAAGUCUUAUAAAUAACUCAAUCAGGCACCUCUCGAUGAGAAAGAAGGCCUUGAAAGAAGCCAUCAUUGAUGACAAAACAGCUACCGAAGAUCUUAAAUAAAGAUAUUUCUAAAGCCUGAACUUCUAAGGUUAAAAUUCUGAAGCAAAUUGAGAAGGUCUCUGAGGUUAAUGAUACUAAUAGAGCUGAGAUAUUCCAGCUGAGUAGACUUUAGCCGACCUGAAUGAGAGGACACAGCAGAAAUAUUAAGCAAGGGAGUUGUAUAACAAGGAGAGAGUAAACCUCAAGGCUAUAAUUUCAACUCUAAAAAUACCAUUAUAAACCACCAAGAUGGGAUAUAUGCUUUCAAGAAGGAACAGCAAGAUACCAAAUCAGAAGUUCAGAUCAGAACUUCAGAUCUGCAAGAGUGCCUUACUAAAAGUAACUGGACGGGAUUAUGCAUUAAAUAUAAGGGCAGAUAUCAAAAGAUUCUCUAAAUGAGGAAGAAAGUUUGAUAGUUUCACUAGGUACCUCAUCAUCAAUCUCAAAAGAUCAUCUCUAAAAUUAGGGAAUGAAGUCUCCAGUCAGAGUUUUGUUCAUGGCUAAAGCUAUCUUUAUCUGCCAUAUUUUUCAAAGCAAGCUG